AUGGGAUUAUUGGCUACACAUAAGUGUUUAGAUGAUGUUCAGUCAUAUAUCCUCGUUGAAAGAUCUUUGGAGAAGUACAAUGUUGUUGUUGACUCUAUAGUUCAAGACUUUCCUCACGUGGUAUUGCUUCAAUACUACAUUGAACGACAGUGCCUGCUGAAAUGUACGAGGAGGAUUCUCAUGCAUGCUUUAUCUCUAGGAAAUGGCUCUCAGAGAGAUGUCGAUAUACGGAAGGAGGCACUAAACCUCAUUUCUGAUGGCUUAGAAGGAAAACUAUUGUCUGUUCUCCAAGAGCUUCUAUCUUCUAGUCACCCUGACUAA
This is a messenger RNA of Humulus lupulus (European hop), 321 nucleotides long. RefSeq lists its product as uncharacterized. Gene Ontology annotation, cellular component: nuclear pore inner ring. The record is from RefSeq and is a predicted model, not a curated record. Gene Ontology annotation, biological process: RNA export from nucleus; protein import into nucleus. Lineage: Eukaryota; Viridiplantae; Streptophyta; Magnoliopsida; Rosales; Cannabaceae. Bases 1 to 321 code for a protein of 106 amino acids. The transcript has 4 exons. Gene Ontology annotation, molecular function: structural constituent of nuclear pore.